ACCACAGGAGGAGGGCGGAUAAAAUAAAUGCUGUGGAAGGAGUGUCACAGAGAUCUCCCCCUCCCCUCGUUCGACCACUCCUGCGCACGCUGCCGACCUCAACGACCCGCUCACAGGCCCACGCUCCGCGGAUCGCCAAUCUCUUCUCACCUUACACAACGACCAUCCGCUUGCCCGCGCGUGCUUCGGCACUACGGCAUGCGAACCCGUCGCGUUCAGCGUUCAACACCACCAUCUUUCUCGCGCACAACGCGAUGCGCUGAUUGUGCAUGCUUGCCCCAUCCGCUGCCCGCUGCCUCGCCGGAUCGGCACUGCUCACGAGCACGCGGACGCAUGCAGGAAAUGGCGCCACGUCGUCGGCGACACCACAGGAGGAGGACGGGCGGGAGAUUCUGGGACGGGUGCCCCAGAUGAGUCGCCCGGUAUUGCGCGUCGCCCGAGGGCGCAUACACUUACCUUCCAGACGUUUCCCCCCCUCGUUCGACCACUCCAGCGCCAUCUGCCGACCUCGACGACCUUGCACUAGUCCAUGCGAGGCAUCGUGCGCCCGCGCUUCACGGAUCGCCCCUCCCUUCUCGCCUUACACGACGACCAGCUGCUCGCUCGCGCGUGCAAACCUGCCGCGUUCUUCGUUCGUCACACCGCCUACCUCGCAUCCUACGCGAUGAGCCGAUCGCGCAGGCCUGCCAUAACCGCCGCCUAUGCCCUCGUCCCAUCAGCACGGCCCACUAGCGCGCAGACGCAUGCAGGAGAUAGCGCCGCGUCGUCAGUAGCACCAUA
Messenger RNA from Laetiporus sulphureus 93-53, 780 nucleotides. RefSeq lists its product as uncharacterized. The record is from RefSeq and is a predicted model, not a curated record. The coding region runs from base 270 to 668 and encodes 132 amino acids. The transcript has 2 exons. Lineage: Eukaryota; Fungi; Basidiomycota; Agaricomycetes; Polyporales; Laetiporaceae.